Condylura cristata (star-nosed mole) is the source of this 3983-nucleotide messenger RNA. RefSeq names its product up-regulator of cell proliferation. The transcript is spliced from 7 exons. The record is from RefSeq and is a predicted model, not a curated record. Bases 311 to 2974 code for a protein of 887 amino acids. NCBI's taxonomy places the organism in Eukaryota, Metazoa, Chordata, Mammalia, Eulipotyphla, Talpidae. Gene Ontology annotation, molecular function: GTP binding.
GAGCCCCCAGCAGCCCCGAGCGGCCCUGGGCUGGAAGCCGGCGGCGAGGCCCCUCCCCGGCGCAGAGUCGCUGGGCGCGGAGGAAGCGGAGGCGGCGACAGCGUCGGGACCUGGCUGUGCUCAUGGCGUCGCCCGGGUCACUUUUAUCAGAGAGACAUCUAGGUACAACCAAAGGCCUUGCCCCAUCUUAGCUAGGAUAGAAGUGGAAUUACUGGUGAAAGGACAUUCAGAUUUGGGAGAAGUGACUCCAGAAAUAAAAGUAUCAGAGAGACGAACAGCUGUGGCCAUUACAGAUUUGGAAUGGAGAGAAAUGGAAGGAGAUGAUUGCGAGUUUCAUUAUGGAGACAGUACAAAUGAGGUUCUGGACAGUGAUUUUCCAACAGUCGAGAGAAGCAGACUACAAGAAAUGCUGUCACUUUUGGGAUUGGAGACAUACCAAGUCCAGAAACUCAGUCUUCAGGAUGUUCUGCAGAUAAGUAGUGACAGCAUGAAGAACUGGGCUCCUCAGGUUCCCAAAGACCUGCCUUGGAAUUUCCUCAGGAAGCUGCAGGCCCUCAAUUCUGAAGCCAGGAACACCACCAUGGUGCUGGACAUGCUCCCUGAUGCUAGGCCUGUGGAGAAGGAGAGUCAGAUGGAAGAGGAGAUAAUAUACUGGGACACAGCCGAUGACAUCUCUGCAGAUAUCUACUCCUUCUCUGAGCUGCCCACUCCAGACACACCUGUGAACCCCUUGGACCUUCUUUGUGCAAUUCUUCUUUCUUCAGAUAGUUUCCUGCAGCAAGAAAUCAUGUUGAAAAUGUCCCUCUGCCAGUUUGCACUCCCUCUCAUUUUGCCUGACUCGGAAAACCACUACCAUACAUUUCUGCUGUGGGCCAUGAGGGGCAUUGUACAGACAUGGUGGUCACAGCCUCCAAAGGGAGUGGGCAGCAUCAGAGAAGAAAGUGUGGUCUUAUCUCGAGCACCUACCUUUGCCUUUGUGCGCAUGGAGGUCAGCAGCAAUUCCAAGUCCCAGCUUCUCAAUGCUGUGCUCAGCCUGGGCCACAGGCAGCAGGACUGCUUCUGGCACCGGGAUCUGAACUUGGGCACCAACCCUCGGGAGAUAGCAGAUGGGCUGGUGGAAAUUUCUUGGUUUCUUCCUAGUGGCAGGGAAGACUUAGACAUUUUCCUGGAGCCUGUGGCCUUUCUGAACCUGAGAGGCGACAUUGGGUCUCAUUGGCUACAGUUUAAGCUCUUGACAGAAAUCUCCUCAGCUGUGUUCAUAUUGACUGACAACAUCAGUAAGAAGGAAUACAAACUGCUGUACUCCAUGAAGGGGUCAUCCACAAAAUACUACUUUAUCCUGAGUCCCUACCGAGGGAAACGAAAUACAAACCUGAGAUUCCUAAACAAGCUAAUUCCUGUGCUGAAGAUUGACCACUCACAUGUUCUUGUGAAGGUAAGCAGUACAGAUAAUGCAAGCUUUGUGCAGAGAGUCCGCUCUAUUGUGGCUCACGUGGUUCGAUCCUCUUGUAGAAGGGUCUCUCUGGAGGAUAUGGCGAAUGCUGCUCGAAAGCUGGGGCUGAAGGUUGAUGAGGACUGUGAGGAAUGUCAGCAGGCAAAAGACCGGAUGGAACGGAUAACCAGGAAAAUCAAAGAUGCAGAUACCUAUAGAAGAGAUGAGCUAAGGCUGCAGGGGGACCCUUGGAGGAAGGUGGCUCAGGUAGAAAAGGAACUCUAUCAAGUUCAGUGGUCUGGUGACCCUCCUGAGAAGUACAGAACUGAAUUGAGGCAUCGGUUACUCGAACUUCGAAUGCAGCAGAAUGGCCACGAACCUGCCUGGGGACUGCAGGAGUUCAUUACCGGCAUCAGCAGCCCUUCCCUGGGUGAGAAGCAGUACUUCCUCAAGUGGAUGGAGUGGGGGCUGGCUAGGGUGACCCAGCCAAGACCAAGACAGCCUCCAGAGACAAUUCUUACCUUGAGACCAAAACAUUGUGGGUCUGUGGACUUCAGUGAGCCUCUCUGGCCUGAACCUCUGGGAGUAGAGCACUUCUUGCGGGAAAUGGGGCAGUUUUAUGAGGCAGAAAGCUGUCUUGUGGAGGCAGGAAGGCUGCCAGCAGGCCAGAGGCGGUUUGCCCACUUUCCAUCUUUGGCCUUGGAGCUGUUGUUGAAAGGGCUCCCCCUAGAACUGGUUGAUGGGAGCACUCUAAGCACCCCGCUGCGCUGGGUCACAGGGCUCCUGAAGGAGCUGCACGUUCGUCUGGAGAGAAGGUCUCGAUUGGUAGUCCUGUCAGCACUGGGUGUGCCAGGUACAGGAAAGUCCACUCUUCUCAACACCAUGUUUGGAUUGCGGUUUGCCACUGGGAGAGGCUGUGACCCUCGAGGGGCCUUCAUGCAACUCAUCACAGUGGCUGAGAGCUUCAGUCAGGACUUGGGUUGUGAUCACAUUCUAGUGAUAGACUCUGGAGGCUUGAUAGGUGGGGCCCUGACAACAGCUGGAGAAAGGUUUGAGCUGGAGGCAUCCCUGGCCACUUUAAUUAUGGCACUAAGCAAUGUCACUGUAGUUAGUUUAGCAGAAACAAGGGACAUUCCUCCUGCCAUUUUGCAUGCAUUUCUGAGGUUGGAAAAAACAGGGCAUAUGCCAAGUUAUCAGUUCAUAUACCAGAACCUUCAUGAUAUAUCUGCUCCUGGCCCCAGGCAGAGAGAGUGGAGGCAGUUCCUGGAUCAGCCCAGUGACGUGAACAUAUCCACAGUGCAAAUGGAGAAAGGUGAUAGCAUCCGGACGCUGGCUGACCUGGCCUUUUGUGAUCCAGAGAAACAGCAUGUCUGGUACAUCCCAGGCCUGUGGCAUGGAGUGCCUCCCAUGGCUGCUGUGAGCUUGGGCUACAGUGAAGCUAUUUUUGAAUUGAAGAGAUGUUUGCUAGAAAAUAUCAGGAAUGGCCUGUCCAACCAAAACAAGAAUAUCCAACAGCUCAUUGAGCUGGUGAGACGGCUAUGAGUGUGGACAGAGGCCAGCUCUGUGUGACUUUUUCUGAUGUGGUGUCCACAUGAGGCUGCACCCAGCAUCUGAGAGAGACUGAUGUCCAGCAUACAUGGAAAGGGAGAAAGGUGAACAAGGGGGAAAUCUAGAGCUUACUAAACAGUGUGAAGAAAGGAAAUAGCUAGAUAGACCAUUCAGAGAUGUUGUCAGAAAAUUUGAAACCCUAGGGUAGGAAGUAGAGACAAUACAUUCAUUGCUUUUAUGUCUUUGAGUGCUAUUUGAUGGCCUUGGAGGUUUGACCUUUUGUACAGCUGCUCUCCUUCAUUUGCUUCUGGAGGUGGAGGGUUUCUUCUCAGUUACUUCAGGUUAGGCAGACAGGUACCCAGGAUAGAUAUCAGAAAGUUGUUCUGAGGAAGUAGAGUGGAUGCUUCCAGUGAAUUCAGUAUCAGUGACUCAAUCCUGCCCAAGAUAGUGAAUGCCUGUGGCAUGCAGGGCCUGCCAUGGCACUCUUGUUUAUCGACUGAUUGCUGCCGCCUCCCCUUAUUCCAUACCAGGAAGAUUCCCUGCCUCCUGUCCUGUACCAUGGCCUUUGUUCACUUCCUACCAUAGUACUCAAAACAAGUAUCGUGACUUCCCUGUUCACAUGUCUGCCCCUACCCUAGACUGUGAGCUCCUUGAGGGCAGGGGUUGUAUAUCACCUGAAUUUCUACCUAAAGGGCCUAGCACAUUGUAGGCACCUAAUAAAUAUUUGUUGAAUGAAUGAAAUGAAUUGAUGCACAAAUGAUAGUAAUGGGGAGGAUCCUCUGUGCUUUAAUGUUCCUGUUCCUCAAAGAGGAUCACGUGACUGUUUGAGGAGAGAUACCUCAUAGAACGUGUGAAAUGUUGGGCCACAGAGAGAAAUGUCUAUAAAAAUUACCAUGUUAUUCCCUUCUGUUUGAGCAGAGAUCUAUUCUUCAAAUGGUUACUGUGAAACUGAACUAAAUGUGUGUUUUUUUUUUGCAAUAAUGCCAAGGUAGCACCAUUAUUA